Messenger RNA from Ilex paraguariensis (yerba mate), 393 nucleotides. The record is from the annotation of a GenBank genome assembly. NCBI's taxonomy places the organism in Eukaryota, Viridiplantae, Streptophyta, Magnoliopsida, Aquifoliales, Aquifoliaceae.
AUGGUUUUGUUAGGGUUUACAAAGGACCCCUAUCCGUAUAUACGAAAAGCUGCUUUGGAUGGACUGGCUGGUUUACCUAAGUCUGUGAUUGUUGACGAUCAAAGCCUGAUUGAAGGUUGCUAUGUUCGUGCGGUUGAACUUUUAUAUGAUAUGGAGGACUGUGUGAGGUGUUCGGCGGUUCGGACGGUUAUUGAAUGGGGGCAAGUGCUUGUGGCAUCCAAUGAAGACCAACGGAAAAAAGAUUGGUCAGAUUUGUUAUUUGUACAGGUUGCGACCUGGUGGCUGGAAAAAAUUGUCCAUAGUGCUGAUGUUGUUGACCUAGAUAACAAUAAACUUCCUGUUGGAUGCCUGGAUCCUUCCAUAGAUAGGAUUUUAAAUAUUUUUCGAAUCUGA